Molecule: messenger RNA, 624 nt
Organism: Aplosporella prunicola CBS 121167
Lineage: Eukaryota; Fungi; Ascomycota; Dothideomycetes; Botryosphaeriales; Aplosporellaceae
Exons: 1
Coding region: 1-624 (207 amino acids)
Biological process (GO): ribose phosphate metabolic process; nucleoside phosphate metabolic process
Cellular component (GO): nucleus
Molecular function (GO): ADP-ribose diphosphatase activity
Source: RefSeq, a predicted model, not a curated record
AUGUCCGCGCCCACCCAAACCCCGCGCGUCACGCGCGUCACGCCCCUCAACAACGACGCCUCGAAAUGGAUCCACCUUGAGCAAAUCCACUACGAAGACCAAACGGGCGCGCCGCGCGUCUGGGAAGUCGCGUCCCGCCGCACGCGCGGCAGCGCCGGCGUCGACGCCGUCGCUAUCGGCAAUGUUCUGCUGCACCCGCGCAAGCCCGCCUCCACCCUCCUCGUCCUGCAGUACCGGCCCCCGCUCGACGCGUACACGGUCGAGUGGCCCGCGGGGCUGAUUGAUGCGGCGGAGACGCCCGAGCAGGCGGCUCUGCGCGAGCUUAAGGAGGAGACCGGCUAUGAGGGCCGCGUUGUUAGUGUUAGUCCCACGCUGGCGAGUGAUCCGGGUAUGACGAGCGCGAAUAUGCAGGUUGCGAUGGUGGAGGUCAAGUUGGGUGAGGAAGAGGAGCUGCCUGAGCAGAGUCUCGACGAGGGCGAGUAUAUCCAGCGCGUUGUUGUGCCUUUGAGCGAGUUGUAUGAGCGCUUGGUUGCGUAUUCGAAGGAGGAGAAGACGGUGGUUUCGGCGAAGUUGUUCCAUUGGGCUGCUGGGCUGCAGUUCGCGAGGGAGAACAAAUAUGUUUGA